Molecule: messenger RNA, 3464 nt
Organism: Bufo bufo (common toad)
Lineage: Eukaryota; Metazoa; Chordata; Amphibia; Anura; Bufonidae
Gene: USP38
Product: ubiquitin specific peptidase 38
Exons: 11
Coding region: 178-3276 (1032 amino acids)
Biological process (GO): ubiquitin-dependent protein catabolic process; protein deubiquitination
Cellular component (GO): nucleus; cytosol
Molecular function (GO): cysteine-type deubiquitinase activity; cysteine-type endopeptidase activity
Source: RefSeq, a predicted model, not a curated record
GGAAAGAGCAAUAUGGCGGCGCUGUGUUUAGGAACAGUGAAUAGGGGCGACCACCCGGAAUAGAUAUCGUCUCUGCGCGACUUGUGCACGGCUGUGUGAGCCGCCGUCAGAUGCUGGAGCUCCAGGCCCAGCUGUGCCGUGCCACUGACAGAUUCAAGUCUUGCUUUUCAAGUCAAAAUGGACAAAAUUUUGGAAGGCUUAGUGACAUCUUCUCAUCCUUUAAACUUGAAGAAAGUCAUUGUGAAAAAGGUUGUGGAAUCUGCUGAGAACUCUGUCAAUGAGGAGCAAUGCAAAGCUAUGUUCACCUUGACCACCCGAUUGGUAUUGGAGGGUGAGGACUGUUUUCAGAAGCAAGUUGGGCACCAAGUUUUGGAAGCAUAUGCAAGAUAUCACCGCGCAGAGUUUGAAAACUUUUUCAAUCGAAACCUUGUCCUUAGCCUCCUACAGGAAGGCUAUGGGUCUUUAGACCGAAGGGAUGUAGCAAUCAUUGACUACAUUCACAGUGGACUCAAGUUGAUCAUGAGUUGUCCUUCUGUUCUGGACAUUUUUGCUGUCCUCCAGGUGGAGGUCCUGAGAGUAGUUUGUGAAAGACCUGAGCCAUUAUUGUGUGCUAGGUUGAGUGAGCUACUGAGUGACUUUGUACAAUGCGUUCCAAAAGGUAAAAUGUCCAUCUCCUUUUGCCAGCAGCUUGUUAGGACCAUUGGACAUUUCCAAUGUAUUUCAACACUGGAGAAGGAACUACGAGAAUAUGUUUCUCAAGUCACCAAAGUCAGUAGCUUACUACAGAAUAUCUGGAAGGCCGAGCCAUGCACUUUACUUCCAUCCCUACAAGAAGUGUUUGCUAUCAUUUCUUCCACAGAUGCUUCCUUUGAACCAUCUGUUGCCUUGGCCAGCCUGGUACAGCAUAUUCCAUUACAGAUGAUUACUGUCCUCAUCAGAAGUUUGACCACAGAUCCUAAUGUAAAGGAUGCAAGCAUGACUCAAGCUCUCUGCAGGAUGAUUGACUGGCUUUCCUGGCCUCUAGCACAGCAUGUGGAGACAUGGGUGAUCGCUCUGCUGAAGGGACUGGCUGCCGUCCAGAAAUUUACUAUUCUCAUCGAUGUCACAUUGCACAAAAUUGAAUUGGUGUUUAACAGACUCUGGUUCCCCUUGGUAAGGCCAGGAGCGUUGGCUGUACUUUCUCACAUGUUGCUCAGCUUUCAACAUUCUCCAGAGGCUUUUCACAUGAUUGUCCCCCAUGUUGUUAACUUGUUUCAGUCCUUUAAGAGUGAUGGUCUCCCGUCAAGUACAGCUUUCCUCAUCCAGUUUUCGGAAUUGAUGCACUGCAUGAUCUAUCAUUAUUCUGGGUUUCCAGACCUUUAUGAGCCUAUUUUGGAAGCCCUCAAGGACUUGCCCAAACCAUCUGAAGAAAAGGUCAAACUUAUUUUAAACCAAAGUGCCUGGACAUCUCAAUCCAAUGCUUUAGCGUCCUGUUUACCCAGGCUGUCGGGGAAAUCAGAAACUGGAAAAACUGGUCUAAUUAACCUUGGAAAUACUUGUUAUAUGAAUAGUGUCUUGCAAGCACUUUUUAUGGCCACAGAUUUUAGGAGGCAUGUGCUAUCACUUAAUUUAAACGGGUGCAAUUCGUUGAUGAAGAAACUUCAGCACCUUUUUGCAUUUUUGGCUCACACCCAGAGGGAAGCAUAUGCACCUCAGGUUUUCUUUGAGGCUUCUAGACCACCUUGGUUCACACCACGAUCUCAGCAAGACUGCUCGGAGUAUCUUCGAUUUCUUUUAGACAGAUUACAUGAAGAGGAAAAGACUCUCCAAGCCCUGUCCUCAAGGAGUCUGGAUUCUAUGAUCACAGAUGGUAAUAUGCCACCGUCCUCUCCUUCAGGAGCAGAGGUCUUACCCCAUCCAGAGAACACUGGCUGGAGAUGUGACAAUAAGACACUAAUAGAAAGCAUGUUUGGAGGAAAGCUCCAAACUAAUAUUUGCUGCCUAAACUGCAGGAGUACGUCACAGAAGAUAGAAGCUUUUACAGACAUUUCUUUAGCAUUUUGUCCUUCUGCAGCUGACAAACCUGCACAAAACAUGAUCUGCUCCCUCACAGAAAAAAAUGAUGAUUGUAUAGAGAUUGAUGUUGCACCUGAAACAGAAUCGCAAAGCGUCGCUCUUCCUUCAGCUGACAAAGACUCCACCAAGCUAAAAUCUGCUGGGAAUGAAAUUCAGGCUAAUGGUUCCUGUGCACUGGACACCCCUACAUUUGAAAGUACAGUAGAGCGUGCUAGUGACUCGUGUAAAAACAGUGGACGAGAUAAACCCCUGUCUGUAACAGACUUGUUGAACUAUUUCUUAGCUCCUGAGAUCCUUGAUGGAGAAAAUCGUUAUCAUUGUGAAAAGUGUUCUUCCCUCCAGAAUGCUGAAAAGACUAUGCAAAUCCUAGAAGAGCCAGAAUACCUCAUAUUAACUCUCUUGAGAUUUUCAUAUGAUCCAAAAUGUCAUGUAAGGCGUAAAAUUCUGGAUAAUGUGUCCAUUCCACUGGUACUUGAGUUGCCAGUAGAAAGUACUACCUCAGUGGCUUCUCCUGUAGAUUGGAAUCAAGAUGUUGACAUUCCCGAGGUCGGAGAAAACUUGGCCAAAAAGCUGAAACCAUCUGGCACUGAAGAUAUGAGCUGCACACAACUUAUACCUUAUGUUUUAAGUUCAAUUGUGGUCCAUUCGGGCACCUCUUCAGAAAGUGGCCAUUAUUACUCAUAUGCAAGGAAUGUCACAAAUUCAACAAGGUGUAUCCAACCUGAGAAGACCACCUUGAUUUCUCAUCAAAGUCAGAUAGUAGGCAAGGAGAGCAACAACUCUAUUGUUGGGAAUGAGAAACCGGGCAAUGACAUGUCAAAAGAAUGGUUUCUGUUUAAUGACAGUAGAGUGACUUUUACAUCAUUUCAGUCCGUUUUAAAUAUAACAAGUCGAUUUCCAAAGGACACUGCUUAUGUGCUGAUAUAUAAAAAGCACAACUCUGGUGAUCUAGAGAAUGUGCAGUCUAAUUCUGCACAUGGACUAUGGGUGAAUGGAGAGCCCCCGCUUCAGAAGGAGCUCAUGGAUGCUAUUACGAAGGAUAAUAAGCUCUAUUUACAGGAGCAAGAACUCAGUGCACGCACACGGGCUCUACAAGCAGCAUCUGCUUCCUGCUCUUUUCGACCUAAUGGUUUUGAUGACAAUGACCCACCUGGGAGCUGUGGUCCUACUGGAGGUGGUGGAGAAGGAGGGUUCAGCACCAUCGGCAGACUUGUCUUCUGAAUAAGACAGAAUAUCUAUACGUUGUCCAAUAUGCACUGAUGACAGGACCACACUGGCCAAUGACUGUGUAGCCCAGUCUCUGACUGUGACACGUCACAUUUUACUACACAUAAACCAGUUAAAUUGACGGGCAGCUUCAAGAAUUAUCUACACUUGAAUGGAUAUACAUCAGUGUGUUCCUCUUUAAG